CGUGACUUAGUUGGCCUUUACUUGCAAACUUCAGCAGAGCAUGUCUCUGCGGCGCGACACCCCAUGUCGCUGCCGUGCUCGCCAACGCCGCCAAGUGCACCCAGCCGGCAGGAUUGCUCAGCGGACGCCACCAAAAGUCUUGGACUGCACGUCGCCGCACCAUCUCAUCACCAUGCGAGCCAGUCUCUCGACAUGAAGCUGAGGCUUUUGUCACAGAGCCUGUUCAGAAUUCGCGAUCGCGGAAUCUGAUGCUUCCCUGCCGCCUGCUCUGACCUAUGCGCACCUGCUUGAUCGUGACUCGGACACACAACGCCAUCCUCGCGCACCACUAUGCCGGUUGAAGGACGCAGUAACGGCUAUUGUGCCAUUGCGGGUGUGAUCGCCGCACCUUUCCAAGAUGCAGACCCUCCUUCACGGGCCACUUGAGACCACGCCUCGAUAUGUAUUGACCACAGGACGACGCGGGUGGGCAUUUCGGUCUCGGAAGAGUCGAUUGUCCGUGCGCUCAUCCUUUCUGUGCUGCAGCCUCGUGAGGCUCGCGACGAAAAUUAUGAGUGCUCGAGGAAAUCUGCUGGAAUCUUCAGUCGUCCCCUAAAGUUUGUCGUGGGGCACAAGCCGCACCCUGGAAAGUAACA
Messenger RNA from Paraphaeosphaeria sporulosa, 635 nucleotides. RefSeq lists its product as uncharacterized. Lineage: Eukaryota; Fungi; Ascomycota; Dothideomycetes; Pleosporales; Didymosphaeriaceae. The record is from RefSeq and is a predicted model, not a curated record. The transcript has a single exon. Bases 64 to 249 code for a protein of 61 amino acids.